AUGAAGCUGUCGGUGUUGCUGCUGUCGGCCCUGCUGGCUCUGUCUGCAGCCAGUCUGCAGGACAUCGUGAAGAAGAGCUCGGAGCACAGGAAAGUGUCCCUCCUGAACCCGGAGCUGGAGGGCCAAGUCCCUGAACCGACCGGUCAGGUGGUGUCUGGUCCUCUGAAUCCGGCCAACCUGGAGCAGCAGCAGGACCUUCCUUCAUCUUUCCUGUUCGGUGACAAUGUGAACCUGGAGUGGGUGACCUGGGACGGGUUUCUGCCGAACGGUGCCGUCUCCAUCUACAACGGCUACACCAAGCGCACCGACUACAUCUGCAUGUACAACUGCGAGGCCGGUUUCUACAGCCCCAGCCUUGGUCCAUACUGCAGAUACCCUUACGGAGAACACGAGUACCAAGCCUCCAAGUUCCAGAUCCUCACCAACAAAGACAACUUUGAGUUCGUGGAGUGGAAGGAAGGCUCGCACGGUUCUGUGCCACAGUACUCAGUCAGAACCUGCGCGGAAGUCGACAUCUAUGUCGGGAAGAACAAGUACGGCCUCGGUAAGGUGGUGCCCAAGUUUGAGGCCUUCUUCCUGCCCUGGGAAGGCGACGAGUACUGGUACAAGUCAUACCACGUCCUGACCAUCAACAGGGAUGCCUACACUCAGCACAUCACCGAUGUCAAGUACGCCAUCGACGAGGUCGCCAUCUUCCAGUACCCUCCAGAGACCAUGCGCAUCUCCAGCGUCACCAACAACGAUUGCCAGACCAUCGGGAAGACAGUCACAAUCUCCAAGGAUUCGGAGGUCGAGACCACUUGGAACAUCGGCCGAUCCACCAUGCUGGGCAUCGCUGGCAGCAUCACAGCCAAUAUCCCACUCAUCAGCUCUGUCGGCAUUGAGCUGAGCGGCGAGAAGACACUGGAGUUCUCCAGAGGAACCACGGUGGUGGAGGUGCUCAGCCACUCGGUGUCCGUGGAGCUCAAGGUGCUGCCAAACUACUCCUGCCAGGUCCGCAUGGAGGGACGCAAGAUCACAGCCGACAUCCCCUACACGGCUCGCCUCAGCCGGACCUACAGCAACGGAGAGACCCAGUGGACCUCCAUCACCGGGACGUACGACGGAGUCCAGAUCGGAGAAGUCAGGGCCGUGGUGGACCGCUGCGAACCAGUGCCCAACGCCCAGCCCUGCCCCUGA
Stegastes partitus (bicolor damselfish) is the source of this 1179-nucleotide messenger RNA. Its product is annotated as natterin-3-like. NCBI's taxonomy places the organism in Eukaryota, Metazoa, Chordata, Actinopteri, Pomacentridae. The transcript has 2 exons. The record is from RefSeq and is a predicted model, not a curated record. The coding region runs from base 1 to 1179 and encodes 392 amino acids.